Ictidomys tridecemlineatus (thirteen-lined ground squirrel) is the source of this 4520-nucleotide messenger RNA. The record is from RefSeq and is a predicted model, not a curated record. Lineage: Eukaryota; Metazoa; Chordata; Mammalia; Rodentia; Sciuridae.
GCUCUGCAGAACCCAGCAACCAGGCUGCUGUGGAGCCACCCAAGCCCUCCACCCAGCCAGGAGGAGUGGGGUUGCCAGGGCCGCGGCCCCCCAGCACAGGGCCGGCUCCGCCUGGGCACAGGGACCUGAGUGAGUCUGCACCCGUGAGGAUGGACAUGGGCCAGGGGGGCCCCCAGGUGUGAUGUCAGCCCAGGAGCUCGUGGCCGGCCUCUGCCGGAAGGGGGACCAGCACCUGGCCCUGGGGGACCCCCUCCUGGCCACGGCCUUCUACCUGGCUGCCUUCAGCUGCCACGCCCCCUCAGCCGUGCAGAGGCUACGAGGGGCGCUGGCCGAGGCUCGGGGAGCACCUGUGGUGGCCACCCUGGAGGCCUGGUGCUGUGGGGACAGCCGAAUCCCCACCAUCCUCUGGGACGGCAUGGCAGUGGUCUCCCUGACCGGGGCUCUGGCCUCUGCCUUUCUCGGUGCCCUCUGCCCUGACCACCCGGCGGCUGUCCUGCACUCCCUGGCCGGGCUGCUGGCUCAUGGGCGCCACAGGGAAGUGGCCCAGCGCUGCACUGCCCUGCUGGACGCUCACUCCCGGCAGGCCCUGGAGCUGCAGCUGACCCGCGCCCUGGCCCAGGUCCUGUCUGGGGAGCAGGCAGGCGCCGGCGUGGCCGAGUAUCUCCAGGCCUUCGCCUCGAGCGCAGAGCGGACCGCAGCCUUCGUCCACACCCACCAGCGUCCCUACCUCCCCACGCUGCUCAGCACCCUGCGGGACCAUGUCUCAGCACAGCCGCGGGCCACCGUCAGCGACGGCCAGCAAGAGGCUGACGGCUGGGGCCUCCUGGCUGCCCUGGACCCCGAGGGCACCUGGAGCGAGGUCCUGUCACCAGAAGCGCUGCUCCGUGGUGGCAGGUAUGAGGACUGCCUGGCCGCCUGCAGCAGGGCCCUGCAGUCGGACCCCGCGAGGGACAGACCCCAAGAUGAGCGCCGGGCAGCUCUGCUGGUCACGCGCGCAGCGGCGGCCUUCUUUCUGGGUGGCCGAACCCACGACGUGCUGCAGGACCUGUACCAGGCCUUCCGCGAGAGCCCGUCCGCGGCGCGGAGGCAACUCCAGGCGGUGCUCUCAGCCACAGACCAAGAACGCAUCCGAGUCCAGGCUCAGGAGACCGUGGACUUGGGCUUCGCCCACUUCCAGGAGGCUGUCCGGAGUCGCCCCCAGCUCCGCGAGGAUGCGGGACGUGAGCUGCUGGUCCCGGUCACCCACGCGCUCCGCCUCCUGCUUCGCUUGGAGCCCGCAGGGCAGCGAACUGUGCUGGGCACCCGCCUGGCGGAGUGCCUGCUGCUGGCCGGGGACGUGGCAGGCGCUCGGGCGCUGUGCGAGCGCCUCCUGAGGCCCAGGCACCCCGGAGAGCUUGCUGGGGACAGUGGGCCCGUGAGGGCGCUGCGUGGCUUCUGCGCGCUGCACGUGGGCGACACGCGCGGCGCCAAGGAGGACUUCCAGGCGGUGGUGAAGCAGGGGGCUCCGCAUCCUGGCGGCUGUGUGCGGGCGCUGUGCGGCCGUGGGCUGCUGCGGGCGCUGGCCGGCAGCGCCUUCCUGGGAGCGCUGGAUUAUGUCACUGCGUGCCGGCUGCAGCCCGAGGAGGCACUGAUGACCGCCAAGGCCUACGUGCCCUGGAACCAGCGCGGACUGCUGCUGACCGUGCUGCUGGAGGAAGGCCGCAGGAUGCUGCUGCGCGGGUGUGGCCCUGGCCCUGCGGACGUGCCCUCCUGCAGGAGCAGAGCUGCUGAGAUGGACGGCCCUGGGGCACAGGAAGGGGAUGCCCAUGGCGUGUACCAGCUGGCCACGAUGCUGAUGGAGCUGGACGUGGAGGACGAGAACUCACAGCUCCUGGCAGCCGAUGCCCUUUACCGCCUGGGCCGCCUGGACGAUGCCCACAAAUCCCUGCUGGUGGCCCUCUCCCGGAGGCCCCAGGCAACCCCCGUGCUGGCACGGCUGGCCCUGCUACAGCUGCGUAGGGGCUUCUCUUACGAUGCCAACCAGCUGGUGAAGAAGGUGGUCCACUCUGGGGACACAGCCUGCCUGCAGCCCACCCUGGACGUCUUUCGCCACGAGGACCGGCUGCUGAUGCAAAGCCACUGCCACGCACGGGCCCUGAGCAUCCUGCGAGCGAAGCCCAGCGGGGUGGACAGGGAGGCCCACACCAGGGAGGCCAUCGCCUACCUCUCUCUGGCCAUCUUCGCUGCGGGGACGGAGGCCAGUGAGUCCCUACUCGUCCGAGCCCGCUGCUACGGGCUCCUGGGCCAGAAGAAGACCGCUGUGUUCGACUUCAACUCCGUGCUGCGGGCCAAGCCGGGGAAUGUGCAGGCUCUGUGUGGACGGGCCCUCGUGUACCUGGCCCUGGACCAGCUGCAGGUGCCAGGCCACUCUCCCCUCUGGGGCUGGGCAGGUGGGGCAGGGAGGCCAGGGCAGUGCCUUCCUCCUGCACCCAAGGAGUGCGAGCAGGGCCAGGUGUCACGAGCCGUGACGUGCCAUCAGAACCCCCUCCUCCUCACCUGCACUGCAGGCCGCAGGAGCCGCACCCACAGGGCCACCUCCAGGAGCCCCACUCUUCCACGACUCCUGCACGGACACCCAAGCCCUAAGGCCUUGCCAGAGGGCCUCAGGAGAGAAGGCCGUCCCUGUGGUGACCUCCAGGAGGGCAGUCAAAGCCCUGCUGCCCCACCAGGGGUCAUGCAGUGGGGGCAAGGGCGGGUCUGCAGGUGGGUCCAUGCAGCCUGGACGUGCUCCCCGUGUGCAGCUCCCAGCUCUAUCCCCAGGGCCGAGUCUGCCCCUCAGCUGCCCCUGCCAGCACGGAGCAGGGAAGGCAUGUCUCACAGCCUGUGCGUUCCUCGUCCUCAGCCACAGCCCCCAACUGUCCUUCCUGGAUCCACAGGCAGCUAUGAGGAGGCCAGUGUUCCCCUGCAGGAAGCCCUGUGCCCCACGUGCCCACCGGAGGCGGCCAGGGCCCGGAGGGGCCUGCUCCAGCUCAAGAAGGGAGAUGUCCCAGCUGCCAUCCAGGACCUGCAGUGUCUGGCCGAGGUGGACGCCCAGGACCUGCGUUUCCUGCUGCAGCUCCUGGAGGCCUCGGAACGGCACAGCGUGGCCCAGGCAGCAGCCCAGGAAGCCAGCACCCUCCUGGACACAGGGCACCCCAGGCGGGCGCUGGGCUACUGCUCGUUGGCUGUCCUGGCUGGUGGUGGCAGUACCCGCCACCUGCGUCUACGGGCUGCCUGCCUGGCUGAGCUGCGGGAAGUUGACCGGGCGCUCCAGGACCUGGACCACGUGAUCCGGGAGGGAGCCGGGGUCGGGGACCUGGCCAGGCGAGCCGAGGACUUCAGCUCCCGGGGCCGCCUGCUGCUGAGCCUGGGCGACGAGGAGGGCGCCACAGGGGCCUUCGCCCAGGCCCUCGAGCUGUCACCGGCCCUGGCCCAGAGCCGCCUGUGGGCGCAGCCAGGCCAGGCCCCCACGGCCAGCAUGUUCCUGCGUCUGGGCCAGAGCUGCCUGGAGGAGCAGCGCUACGGGGAGGCCCUGACGGUCGCCCAGAGUGGCCUCUUGGUGAACCCCCAUCACGGCGGCCUGAGGAGGCUGAAGGCUCGAACCCAGAGGGAAAUAGCCUCCGGCUGCCGGCUGCUCUGACCAGCACUGCCCUCUCCCAGGCCCCCUCCCUGGGCACCUGCCUUUCUCACCCGGGUGCGCCACAGCUGCCUGAACCAGUGCCCUGCCACCUGCCCGGCCCUCGGUGGCCUCCCAUCUUCACGGAGGUGCAGCCUCCCACCAAGCUCGGGUCCCUUGGCAAACAGCUGGGGCUCUGGCCUCCACGCGGCCUCAGGUCUGGUCCUCAGCUUGGGAUCUGCAGGUUUCCCUGCUCCACCUUCACUUCCUUCCUGAUUUUCCAGGUUGCUCCCUGCCCAGCCAUCCCAUCCAUCGGUCAGUCUGUCCAUCUGUCCACUCACUGGCUCAACAAAUAUUUGUAUCCCCAGCUGGGAUGGGCCAGGCUCAGGAGUUCUGGAAGCCCAGGGGUGGCAGCAGGCACCUCUUCUCCCACGGUCCUCCCGACCUGGGGCCUCCUUCCCCAUCUGUUCAUUGAGGACAUCUCAGAGUUGGUGACAUCAAGCAAGGAGUGUGCAUGUACCUAAAUCCAGGGGGACCCCUGCAGCCCACUCCUGCUUUCCCCCAGCCCCGCAGGGGUAGCCCCUACAUGCCCCGGUUCACCUCACAGGGGUCUCAGUCCGUCUUGCUUGCCUGGCACCUUGGUAUGGCCUGAGUGUCCCCAGAGUUCAUAAGCUGAGACCCUAAGCCACACUGGGAUGGCGCCAGGAGAUGGGGCCUGGGGAAUGGACCGAUGCCCUUAUUCAAACAAACACGGCCUGAAGCCCCCCACCCCUUCCCACAUGAGGAAGUGGGAAGGCAACUCUGAGCCAGGUCCUCCCUGAAUCGCUGCACCUUGACCUUGGACUCCCACCCUCCAGAGCUGUGAGAAACACGUUUCACCAGUCGC